AUGCGCACUGAGCCAAAGCGUUAUGAAACAAAGUAGCGCAGCAGCGGCUCGAGGUGCAGACAGUCAGAGGGACCCAGCGCGCAAACACUUAUACCCCGGCACAGCUCCCCGCUCUGCCCGAAGACAUGCUCCCGUCCCUGGGCCUCACAUAGAUGUCACCUCCGGGGAGCCAGCACAAGAAUAAAAUGGCCCUAAAUUCCAUCCACUGGUUCCGGAAGGGCCUCCGUCUCCACGACAACCCAGCUCUGCGGGAGGCGGUCCAAGGGGCGUCCACGGUGCGGUGCGUUUACUUCCUGGACCCGUGGUUCGCGGGCUCGUCCAACGUCGGGGUCAACAGGUGGAGGUUUCUUCUCCAGUGUUUGGAGGAUCUGGACGCCAGCCUUCGCAAGCUCAACUCUCGCCUUUUCGUCAUCAGGGGCCAACCAGCCAACGUGUUCCCGCGGCUCUUUAAGGAGUGGAAGAUCUCCCGGCUGACCUUUGAAUACGACUCAGAGCCUUUUGGGAAGGAGAGAGACGCCGCCAUCAAGAAGCUGGCCAUGGAGGCGGGCGUGGAGGUCAUCGUCAAAAUAUCGCACACCCUGUAUGACCUUGACAAGAUCAUCGAGCUGAACGGCGGGCAGCCUCCGCUCACCUACAAGCGUUUCCAGACUCUGAUCAGCCGGCUGGAUCCUCCGGAGAUGCCUGUGGAGAUGCUGACGGACACGCUGAUGGGGCACUGCGUCACGCCCGUCCUUGAGGACCACGGGGACAAGUACGGCGUCCCCUCGCUGGAGGAGCUUGGCUUUGACACGGAGGGGCUGCCAUCAGCCGUGUGGCCAGGAGGAGAGACCGAGGCUCUUACCAGGAUAGAGCGCCACCUGGAGAGAAAGGCGUGGGUGGCGAAUUUCGAGCGUCCGAGGAUGAACGCCAACUCACUGCUGGCCAGCCCAACAGGCCUCAGCCCGUACCUGCGCUUCGGCUGCCUCUCCUGCCGCCUCUUCUACUUCAAGCUCACCGACCUGUACCGCAAGGUGAAGAAGAACAGCUCUCCUCCACUCUCGCUCUACGGACAGCUACUGUGGCGCGAGUUCUUCUACACCGCCGCCACCAACAACCCACGCUUCGACAAGAUGGAGGGAAACCCCAUCUGCGUCCGCAUUCCCUGGGACAAAAAUCCUGAGGCGCUCGCCAAGUGGGCUGAGGCAAAGACGGGCUUUCCCUGGAUCGAUGCCAUCAUGACUCAGCUGAGGCAGGAGGGGUGGAUUCAUCACUUGGCCCGACAUGCCGUGGCCUGCUUCCUCACCAGAGGAGACCUGUGGAUCAGCUGGGAGGAAGGAAUGAAGGUGUUUGAGGAGCUGCUGCUGGAUGCAGACUGGAGCGUGAAUGCGGGCAGCUGGAUGUGGCUGUCCUGCAGUUCAUUCUUCCAGCAGUUCUUCCACUGCUACUGCCCCGUGGGCUUCGGCCGGCGCACCGACCCCAACGGGGACUUCAUCAGACGAUACUUACCUGUCCUCCGAGGUUUUCCUGCUAAGUUCAUCUACGACCCGUGGAACGCUCCAGAGUCUGUGCAGGCGGCAGCCAAGUGCAUCAUUGGAGUCCAUUACCCGAAGCCCAUGGUGCACCAUGCAGAGGCGAGCCGGCUCAACAUCGAGAGGAUGAAGCAGAUCUACCAGCAGUUGAGCCGAUACAGAGGACUGGGUCUGCUGGCAUCAGUGCCGUCCACCCACGGGAACGGGAAUGGAGGAAUGAUGGCCUUUUCCCCUGGAGAGCAGCACCCAGGGACCAACAGUUCACACACGCCCGGAGUGUCGGGGAGCCCCGUUCCAACAGGAAAUGGCAGCGGAAGCAUCCUUCUCAACUUUGACAGCGAAGAACAGAUCGGCCCCAGCGGCGUUGGACAGCAGCAUCAGCGCCUGCAGCAGCAUGAUGCAGGAUACCACUCAGUGCCAGACACCAGCCAGAACACCAGCAGCCGACUCUACCACGAGUUUGCUGUGCCUCAGCACCCAGGACCCCUCCUGCACCCCCGGGGCGGCAUCACAGGGAAACGGGAGCGCGAGUCGGAGCGUGAGGGGUCGGGGGAAGAAGAGCCGGCGUCCUGCUCCGUGCACAAGAUGCAGCGACAGAGCGCAGAGGCAACCUAGAGCAGAUGGAGAAGAGACCGUGCGGAGUCCAUGGAGCCGGCAGAGAGAGGAACGCCCGACAUCACCGCCUGUCCUCCAAUCACAGCAGCUCCAGACAGGCGCCUCCUCCUCUUCCUACUUUUCCUCACACACAGAAAAUCCCAGGGAGCACACACAGAGGUGAAAAUGUGUCAGUUGGCUCGAAUCGGUUUACCUCUGACCUCAGAGGAAUGUGCAAAGAAACAAAUGACCUCAAACUUUAUUUCUAAUAAAAUAAAUAAACCAAUAAAAACUUUAUUGUCUUAAACGGCAGCCACCGCCACGCAGCUGCCAGGCUACGACGCGGAGCCUUCGUCACAGGCUUUGGAGAGUCUUCUUCUACUCAAACGGGUUUAAACAGGGAAACGCAGCUAAAGCUCCGCCCACGAGCCACGCCUCGAACAAAGAGGUCAUCCAGAGGAGCGCAGCUGUAACACGAGUGACCCGAAGCACCAAACGCAGCCUGCCAACUUCACUUCCUGUCUGUGUAAAUAAAGCCUUUUUUUAAUACUGGAGGUGCAGCGGGUUAAUAAACACGAAACCUCCUACUUAACGGCACUGCUUGUGAUUCCCCCUUUCACCACCUGGGGCAGCAUUUCACCAGCACGUGUCUUCACGCUGUAAAUGAGCGCGGCUCACCGCUCCAUACAUGCGCACGCACGCUACGCCGGGGCUUUGGAUGUGGAGUUUCUUCACAUCCUGGUGAUGCUCCAGUUAACUUUGAGCAUUUUUAAAGCAGUUUAGAAAAACAGGAUGUUACACGUACUACCUUUAUUUCCGACGCUGGCUUCGUGGGAACGUCUUCGACUGCCUGGUUUGUGCUCGCUCGUAUCGGCAGCUAACAUCGAAUGCAAGUGAAAUUUGGAUGCAUUAAAGUCACAAGUGUCAGAGGUCUCUAUAUAUUUAUAGCCGAGCCCGUUCCUGGUCUUUGAGUCGUGUUUACAGUGACGUUCUUAGAUUAGAGCCUUCGUGCCGUGGCGUCGUUUAGCCCUCUGUGUGACGCCGUCGUGCACGAGGAGGCGAAGCGUGGCUGAACACUCAGGUCCUGAUCUGAGACUUGUUCUGUUUCUGUUGUUGGACCAUCGUCCUCGCAGCUUUUCCCACAUUUUUACUGAGGUCGCUGCGCUUUAGCACUUGUGUUUGGUCCGACCUGGCCAGUCACAUUUUCACCUCUCUGUUCCCCUCACACACACCUCCUUCUGCAGAUGUGGUGGUUGAGCUAACGGCUGCGUUCAGGCUCCUCGCCAAGGCGUCACAUUUUUCUAAGAUUUCUUAUAAAAACCAAAAACCUGCUAAACAAAAAUGAAGGAAAAAAGACUAAAAACUAAGUUGAGUCAACGCGCUGAGACGGGCGACCCAAACGAGCCUCAUUCUGUCACAGACAACAUUCCUCACAUGGUUUCCUGCGGCGCUGCACGGAGGGACACGUGAAGCAUGCACGGCUGUUCGGGAUCAUUAAAACUGUAAAUCUGCCCAACAUCUGCUUCAUGGCCGACAAACAAACGGUCGCUGGCGUCCAGGGGGGUGGGGAUCCUCCACCCUCCACCAGCACCGCCAGUCCCACUCAGAGAAUGUAUUAUAAAAUCCACACAGCAGCAUCGGUGGCUGAUGUUAGCACCACCAGCUACACACACACACACACACACACACACACACACAC
Messenger RNA from Haplochromis burtoni (Burton's mouthbrooder), 3801 nucleotides. RefSeq names its product cryptochrome-1. Gene Ontology annotation, biological process: entrainment of circadian clock by photoperiod; circadian regulation of gene expression; negative regulation of DNA-templated transcription. Lineage: Eukaryota; Metazoa; Chordata; Actinopteri; Cichliformes; Cichlidae. Bases 153 to 2123 code for a protein of 656 amino acids. The transcript is spliced from 15 exons. Gene Ontology annotation, molecular function: DNA binding; FAD binding. Gene Ontology annotation, cellular component: cytoplasm; nucleus. The record is from RefSeq and is a predicted model, not a curated record.